This is a messenger RNA of Candidula unifasciata, 1041 nucleotides long. Lineage: Eukaryota; Metazoa; Mollusca; Gastropoda; Stylommatophora; Geomitridae. The record is from the annotation of a GenBank genome assembly.
AUGAUAAAGCAGCGAAUAUUUGGAGGAAUUAGAAGCAUAACCAAAGGACAUCUGGUACGAUGUUUUUGCCUUGCUGUGGCCACACUGGCAAUUAUUGAGUUUCUUGUUUUAAACAUUUUUGUCAUCUCCUUAUAUCGUGUAAUCAGCCGUGAAUUGUCAGAAAUUUCAUCAUCUCAUGAAAGAGCAUCCUUUUUAGAUAAACUUCAGAACAAUAAAAAAAUUAACAACUUUCUUGCGGAUGCUAAAGCAGACGGCCUGUUUUUAUCAUUACUGCAAGAAACGGUUGAAAGGUUGUACAUUGUACAUAAUUUCGAGGAAAAUAACAGCUCACGGAAAAAAUCUUUACGUGAUAUGAAAGGGCGACAGAUGAAACGGCUGAGUUUUAUUGGUGUUGAUGUUUCCCACUCAAAGGAGGCCACGUAUAUUUACAAUAGAAUUAUGACCAAAUCAAAGUUUCCUUAUCACUUUAUGAUCGUGGAUAUCGGAGCAAAUGACGGAUUUAUAUCCAGUAAUUCUUUUAAUUUUAUCCAGUGGGGUUGGGAUGCAGUUCUUGUCGAGCCUCAGCCUUUAGAGCUACACAUUGCAGAAAGGAAUAUUAAGAUGUAUGUGGAUCGGUACAAUGAUGGAGAUCAGAUGGUCAAGUAUGUCCAGUCAGCAAUUGGCAGCACAGAUGGCAGUGUGGAUUUUGUCAUAACAAAAAACACCAUGGGUGCAGAAAGCCACAUAAAAUCCCAGCGACGAAUUAAUGAAGGUGACGUCAUCGUGCCAAUGCCCGUUAUGACAGUCAAAACUUUAGUGGCAGAAGUUGCUGUUCCCAAAAACUUUGGCAUUUUAUCAAUAGAUGCGGAGGGCUCAGGGUAUGAGAUUCUCAAACAGUGGAUAGCCCUUAACUUCCGACCUGCCUACAUCAUCUAUGAACAUUUGCACGCACAAGAACCCAAGAGCGCAGUAGCGGAUUAUCUCAAGGAGAAUGGUUACCAUUACCUGGGAACUCUAGGCUGGAAUAUGAUAUUUGAACAUUCCGAGCUGGCUGAAUCGUGA